This is a messenger RNA of Sabethes cyaneus, 4265 nucleotides long. RefSeq lists its product as uncharacterized. Gene Ontology annotation, biological process: proteolysis. Gene Ontology annotation, molecular function: serine-type endopeptidase activity. Bases 136 to 4086 code for a protein of 1316 amino acids. Lineage: Eukaryota; Metazoa; Arthropoda; Insecta; Diptera; Culicidae. The record is from RefSeq and is a predicted model, not a curated record. The transcript is spliced from 6 exons.
CUGCCCGGUCAGUCACAGUCAGUAUUUAUAUCUGAGACUAACUUCUGGAGGUGCCUUUCUGUUAUUAAGAUUGAAGUAUUCGACAACUUCCGGUGAAACAGUGUUUGCUUAGUGUAGCUUCGCAUCGCAAGGAGAAUGCGAACUCUCCAGUUAGGAUUACUUCUGGCGCUCAGUCUGACCUUGGUUCAUUCGGAGGAAGAGGUUAUCAAAUGUCCGGACGGCGAAUGUGUGAAACUACAUCUCUGUAGAGAUGGCGAAAUUAACACAGACGGCUCAAAUAUAAUAGAUAUUAGAUUCAAUCCGGAAGACCCAUGUGAACAUUAUCUUUUGAAGUGUUGUCGAAUUCCCGAUGGCGGAGAGGACGAAAUCGUAGAGCCGCCAUCAUCAGUUGAUCAAGGAGCAGGAACAGGACAUGGGGAAAUUAUUCCAGGUGUAUCUCCCACUCAUGAAAAUUUACAAGGCGAGCCCAUUGGAGGAUUUGCUACAGGCGGCAGUCAAACAGGGGGUGGAAAUGUGGGUGACGGUUCAGCUGGAACUGGAACCGCCAGUGGAAGCCAUGCAGGUGCAGGAAGCAUUGGAACAGGUUCAACCGGUGGAGGAAGCAUCGGAAGUGGUUCAGGUGAAGGAAGUAAUCAAAUUGGCACCGGAGGGAGUGGAUCCAGCCCAGUUGGAGGAGUUGGUGGAGGCGAUGUACCACCUCACGGUCCUGUUACUGGAGUCGGAGGUGGAGUACAUCCCGGUAAUUGUCCUUGUCGUGAUCAUUUGGGUGGUGGAGGCUAUGGCCAUAAUCCGCUUGUAGAUAUGUUCGGUGGUAUUAAGCAGUUCUCUCAAUAUAAGGACAGUUCCUUCUCGGGUUCGUCAGCCCAAUCUUUCUCCCAGACGUUUAAUCAGGGUGGAAACUUUUUGAGUGGAUCUGGUAGCUCUGCGUCGUCAAUGAGUGGUACACAAGGGGCAGGCCCAGCAGGACAACCUGGUUACGGAGUGCAAAAACCAGAAUUUCCCGGAUCUAUCUAUGGCUCCAGCAUCGGAGCAGGACAACAUCCGGCUGGAUUCGGUAGCGCGGGUCAUCAAACUGCGGGAGCAGCUGGCUCUGGAAGCUCAACGGAAGGCUCUUCUGGCUAUGGAUCAGGUUUGACUGGGUCUAAUGUAGUUCAAUCUGGCGAUGGAGUGCAGGGAGCCCAACUUUCUGGUUCUGGUAUGCCUACUGGUACUGGCUUAGGUGGACAAUCAACUGGACCCACUGGUGCGGGCCACGAGAGCGCAGUAGCUCCUGGUUCUGGCAAAAGUUCAGAAGGCUCAACUGUUGGACAAGCAAGUGGAUCGAGUUCAACCGGAUCUGAGCUAAUUCAAUCUGGUACUGGAGGUCCAGGUUCAUCCCCUGGAACGGUGGUAGGUGGGCAUGCACCUGGGUCAGGAAGCGUAGGUCAUGGAAGCGCAGCAGUUUCUGGUUUUGAAGUGGAUAAAACUUCUGGAACCUCAUCGGGAAGUUCUGUAACCCAGGCCCAUGGAGCUGGUUCAAAUGGAUCGGUUCAACAAGGCAGUGGGUUACCAACUCAAGGUUCCGGAAUUGCAGGAAGUGGUCAGCUGACUGGACCCGGCAGUGUAGGUCAUGCAGGUACAGGAACUACCGGCUCUGGGACGGGAAGCUCUUUCAACCAAGGGCAUGGACCAGAUUCAAGUGGAUCUAAUUUAGUUCAACAAGGUAGUGGGUUUCCAACUCAAGGUUCCGGAAUUGCAGGAAGUGGUCAGCUGACUGGACCCGGCAGUGUAGGUCAUGCAGGUACAGGAACUACCGGCUCUGGGACGGGAAGCUCUUUCAACCAAGGGCAUGGACCAGGUUCAAGUGGAUCUAAUUUAGUUCAACAAGGCAGUGGUUUGCAUACUCAAGCUCCUGGAACGCAUUAUGGCUCACCCUCUGGAACUAUAGGAAGCGGUCCCUCGACUGGAUCUGGUAGCGUGGGACAUGAAGGUACCGGAGCUACCAGCUCCGGGGUGGGAAGCUCCUUUAACCAAGCACAUGAAUCAGGUUCAAGUGGAUCUAAUGUAGUUCAGCAAGGCAGUGGGUUACAAUCUCAAACUUCUGGACCGACUUAUGGCUCACCUACUGGUACCGUAGUCAGCGGUCAGCCAAGUGGAUCCGGCAGUAUAGGUCAUGCAGGCACAGCAACUACUGGAUAUGGGUCGGGAAGUUCCUUAAACCAAGCGCAGGAAUCAGGCUCAAGUGGAUCUAAUGUAGUUCAGCAAGGCAGUGGAUUGCAAACUGAAACUUCUGAAACAAAUUAUGGCUCACCCUCUGGCACUGUAGGAAGCGGUCCAUCGACUGGAUCUGGUAGUGUAGGUCAUCCAGGCACAGGAUCAGGAAAAACUUCUGGGAUAUUAUCAGGCAGUUCUAUCAACCAAGCGCAUGGAUCAAGUUCAAGUGGGUCUGAUUUAGUUCAGCAAGGCAGUGGAGUACAGCAGCAAGCUUCUGGAACUAAUUAUGGUACACCCUCUGGUACGGUACAAAGCGGUCAGUCAACUGGAUCCGGCAGUGUAGCUCAUGGAAGCACCGGGACUUCAUCAGGAAGCUCCUUCAAUCAAGCGCAUGGAUCAGGUUCAAUUGAAUCCAACCUGGUUCAAACCGGUGGCUCUGGAUCAAAUUCUGGCUUGACCUCUGGAACUGCUGUUGGUGGUCAAUUACCUGGAUCCGGUAGUGCUGGUCAUAGCACAGGAUUUGGAGGUUCUGGUUUGGGAGAAUCUUCUGGAACUUCGUCGGGAAGUUCUUUUAAUCAAGUGCAUGGAGUGGGUUCUAGCGGAGCUAAUGUAGUUCAACCUGGUAGUGGACUGGGAGGAGGGCAAAUAACCCAAGUUCCGGGAUCAAUUUCUGGUUCUCCGCACGGCAUUGUAGUUGGUGGUCAAACCACUGGAUAUGGUCAGGGAAAUACGGCUGGCACCGGUGCAGGUUCUGCAAUGGGUGUUGGUUCUGAUCACCAAGUAGUUCAUGGUACCGGUCCGUCGAAUGUUGGCUAUGGGUCUGGGACAGUUGUAUCUGGCACAGGAAGUGUUACCAAGGACCAAAUAAAGAGCACAGGUAGCUCGACCACGAAACAGAAAGAUCUAACUUCAGGUGGGGCACAUCAUCAAUAUGCAUCUGGUGCAUACGGUGGGCAUUACAAUGAGAAACAUUCCGGUAAAUACACUCAUGGAGGUUCUCAAGGUAGCUCUUACGAUGUUACGCAAAGUCCACUUGUACCUUCGCAAGAAAACAAAGGUUGUGGAAUUCGCAAUGCCGACGGUGUUGGAUUCCGAAUUACGGGCAAUAACGAUGGUGAGUCCGAAUACGGCGAAUUUCCCUGGAUGGUCGCUAUUCUGAAGGAAGAAAAGGCCCUGGAUCAGGUUAUCAAUGUGUACCAGUGUGGUGGUUCACUGAUACAUCCCCGCGUAGUGCUGACUGCAGCUCAUUGUGUUCAGAAUAAACAACCACAUGAGAUUAAAAUCCGUUUGGGUGAAUGGGACACCCAGACUACAAAUGAAAUCUAUGAUCAUCAGGAUCGCAAUGUUGAAGAUAUAAUUGUCCAUGAUAAAUUUUACAAGGGAGGAUUGUUCAACGAUGUCGCAUUACUGUUCCUCAAUAAGCCAGCGGAAAUUAUCGACACUGUUAAUACUGCAUGUUUACCUCCUCAGGAUUACAAUUUCGAUUUGUCACGUUGUUUUGCAUCUGGCUGGGGUAAAGACGUUUUCGGAAAGGAUGGCAAAUACCAAGUGAUUUUGAAGAAAAUUGAGCUACCGAUAAUGGCAUUCGCUAAAUGCCAGGAGGCGCUUAGGACCACUCGACUAGGAAAGCGAUUCAUAUUGAACAAGAGCUUUAUUUGUGCUGGUGGCGAACCUGGAAAGGAUACCUGUAAAGGCGAUGGUGGAUCGCCUCUGGUUUGUCCAAUCCCAGGAACGGUCAAUCGCUAUUAUCAAGCGGGAAUAGUAGCGUGGGGCAUUGGAUGUGGUGAAACAGGUAUUCCCGGUGUAUAUGUAAACGUCGCAGGAUUCAGAAACUGGAUUGACGAACAUUUGACGCAACGCAGCAUUCCACAUGACUAUUACAUUUACGUGUAAAAGCGAUGUAUUCGACAAUAUAUGAACAAAUUGAAAGAAUGGAAAUCACUUAAUAUUUGAACAGUGAACUUCAUCGCCGUAAAUUUAAAUUUACGUUUUUGAUUUAUUUUAAAAAGAAAACAUGGAAAUGCCACAUCCAUAACCUUUCGGUAGUAUUGUUUUCGCAACAUUUAGCCAAA